ACUAUUUUCCGUGGAAAAUUAUGUUGUUAUCUGCGAAAAUCACUCUUUUGAUUGCUGCAUCCAUUGGAUUGGUUAUCACUUUGGUUCCAAUAAUUCAGUAUGACUAUCUUUGGCGUCGCCCACCAAUCGAGUUGGUCGACGCCUGCAACUUACAGAUAGCCGCGCUGUGCACUUACAUCGUCCUGAUCGUAUUUAUUAGCCUCAGCAGCUUGUUACCCAUCAAGGACAAGUUUGUCCUGCUUGCAUACUUCUUUUUUGGACUUUUAGCAACAAGCCUAGAAGUGGGAGCGUAUAUUGCAGUUGCGUAUCCCAAUUUCCGCAACCGACCGCUGCCCACAAUCACUGAAUGGACGUUCGGUGGGAUCUUCGCAACACUUCCCCUGCUGUUUGGCACGAUACUCAUUGCCGCAUACGACGUGUACGGUUUGAUCCAACGAUAUGAAUAGAUGUUCCAAUGGCCAAUGGAUACUCUCCAACGAAUCAAGGUGAACUCAUUACACCAUAUAUUUGUUUUACGAAUCGGG
Molecule: messenger RNA, 524 nt
Organism: Opisthorchis viverrini
Lineage: Eukaryota; Metazoa; Platyhelminthes; Trematoda; Opisthorchiida; Opisthorchiidae
Exons: 3
Coding region: 21-446 (141 amino acids)
Source: RefSeq, a predicted model, not a curated record